AUGCCCCAGUUUGGAUGGGAAUCGUCCGAGGCUGGACGGGAAGAGCGAGAGGCCGUCCACGACAAGGAGCAACCGCAGCGCUCGCCGCCCCCGCCUGUUGAAAGGAAAGCGCCGUCGCCGUCAAACGGACGCGCCGAGCAUCAAAACACAGGAUCACAAUUCGCUCAGCAAUCAUCAGACCAAUCCGAGCUGGUGAUAGACCCCGCUCUUCGCAGCAACACACCUCGCCAGACGACUGAAGCUGAUAAGAACGCCGCUGGACGAGGCCACUCUCCCCCACCCAACGUGUCGAUGCCCCUUCGUGCCGUCGAGCCGUCGUCGUUCAUGUCUUCGUCACACCGUCGACCCCAUUUUGAUGAUAGCCAUCGGCUGCCAUCCCCGCCCACGUCGAUUACAGCGUCUGGCGUCCCGCACUCGCACUCGCCGUCGCCAUCAGUUGCUUCGGCUGACCGUUCAUCAGCCUCGACUCCGUCCGUCCGUCGAUCGCCCCCGCAAUCUUCUAUGCCCCCUCCUCCCCAUCUAUUCCAGUCCUCGUAUCACCACGACCCGUCCAUCAUCCAAUCAUCAAGACAUCACGAACACUUUGCACGUGCGGACCACCCAAACCAUACUCCCUACAUAUACGCUCCUCCCCCUCCUGCUCCCUUUGAUCACCGUUACGACCAUUCCCAUCCAGUUAAUCACUCGCCCUAUUCGACCACCGGUAUCCCUGCCCACUUCCCCAUCCCUCCCCCUAUGGCACAUCACCCGCCCCCGAGCUACGGCCACCCCUACCCACAACCCGGGCCCCAGCCCCAGGUACAGAUCGUCCACACCGACGACGCAGCCACCAAACUCAGCGACAGGGUCCGCCGCCGCUGCUUCAACUGCUGCACCACCGACACCUCCACCUGGCGCCGCUCCAACCUCAGCCCCGGCAAAGUCUUGUGCAACAAGUGCGGCUUGUUCGAGCGUACGCACUCGCGUCCCCGACCGGAGCAGUUCCCGCAUAAGCGCGGUCCGCUGGCUACGGCUUCGUUGCAGCGCCGUACGCCUCCCGCGAACAAUGCGAACCCGCACUUUGCGCCCCCGCCCCCGAACACGCACCUCCCGCCUAUCGCGCCGCCGUACCAGUACACCCACCCCUCCAUCCCCCCUUUGAGUAACAGCAACAGCAGCAGUGGCAAUAAUACCAAUAAUAACAACUCGCAGCAGCAGGAGAGGAGGGAUGUGCAUCCUCACCAGCACCAGCACCACCCACACCAUGCGCCGCCCCCGCCUCCCUCGGGAGGUGGUGGACUGCCUGGACUGCAGUCGUGGCAUGGCCAGCACCCGAGCAAUGGCCCGAGUGAGGGCGGGUCGCCGCAUUUGGGACAUAACCCCAACACUGCACCCAGCAACAACGGCAAUGGCCACUCGACUAGCAAUGGGCAGGGUAACGGCGGUGGUGGUGGUGGUAGUGGAAGUGCCCCGCACUCGAGGAGGCCGAGCGAUGGAGGUAAUCCUGGAGGCCCCGGUGAAGGAGGAAGUAACGGAGGGAAUGGGGGUGGAGGAGGUUCGUCCUCCCGACUCCCAACUCCCCCGCCCCCGAUGAGGCCUGGUGAGCAGCGGGACGGCGGUGCGCCGAUCUCGAGUGCUCCGCCUUCGUCGGCUGCUAGGGAGACUGCGGCGUAG
Messenger RNA from Coprinopsis cinerea okayama7#130, 1653 nucleotides. RefSeq lists its product as hypothetical. The coding region runs from base 1 to 1653 and encodes 550 amino acids. NCBI's taxonomy places the organism in Eukaryota, Fungi, Basidiomycota, Agaricomycetes, Agaricales, Psathyrellaceae. Gene Ontology annotation, molecular function: zinc ion binding; sequence-specific DNA binding. The record is from RefSeq and is a predicted model, not a curated record. The transcript is spliced from 5 exons. Gene Ontology annotation, biological process: regulation of DNA-templated transcription.